AUGGCAGUCCCAGCCCCAGACCCAACCAUUGAUCUCCGUUGGGGAGAUUAUCGCGGAGCAAUCCACGAGAUAUUUGCACAGAAUGCGAAAAAGUUCCCUGACAGAGAAUGUGUUGUUGAAACCAAGGGCUCACAAUCCAAUGGGCGCACUUUUACAUAUCGCCAGAUCAAUGAGAGCGCUAACCUACUAGCACACCACUUCUUGAGCCAUGGAUGCAACGUUGGAGAUGUUGUCAUGAUAUACGCAUAUCGAGGAGUCGAGCUCGUGGUGGCCUACAUGGGUGCUCUCAAAGCCGGUGCAACGGUCAGCGUUAUAGAUCCCCAGUAUCCUCCCGAGCGCCAAAAAGUGCUCCUGGACGUUGCAAAGCCUAGAUUCCUCGUCUGCAUCCAAAAGGCGACUGAGGAAUCCGGCCCGCCUUCUGACCUCGUCAUGCAAUUUGUCUCGACCGAGUUGAACCUCAAGUCGACCAUUCCAGCCCUCGAGCUAUCCGCCAACGGAGAGCUCAAAGGAGGCAUUGUUGAUGGCAAGGAUUGUCUUGAUGCCUCGGUCUACAGCAGAGAGGACCCUACCAAUGUUCUCAUUGGGCCAGACUCCAUUCCCACUUUGAGUUUUACCAGUGGAUCAGAAGGAAGGCCAAAGGGUGUCCAAGGCCGCCACUUCUCUUUGACUCACUACACGCCUUGGAUGGCAGAGAGAUUUGGUCUCUCGGAUCAAGACAGGUUCACGAUGCUCUCUGGAAUUGCCCACGAUCCAAUCCAAAGAGACAUCUUUACGCCACUCUUUCUCGGCGCCAAAAUCAUCAUCCCCCCAGCAGAUGUGAUUGCUUACGAGCUCCUGGCCGAAUGGAUGGGACAGAACCGUAUCACCGUUACCCACCUGACCCCCGCCAUGGGCCAGAUUCUUGUUGGAGGCGCUACCGCUCAGAUUUCCUCCCUGCGGAAUGCCUAUUUCGUGGGUGAUUUGCUAACAAAGAAGGAUACGACUAAGUUGCGCAACCUGGCGCCUAAUACUCGUGUCAUCAAUCUCUACGGGUCGACAGAAUCGCAACGGGCCGUGUCUUACUUUGAGAUUCCGAGCAAGGCACUGGAGCCCCUAUUCCUAGAUAAUCUACCGGACAUCAUUCCGGUUGGCCAGGGCAUGCAGGGAGUUCAGCUCUUGGUCGUAGACCGCGAGGAUAAGAACCGACUAUGUGAAGUUGGUGAGCAAGGAGAGCUGUUUAUUCGAGCAGGCGGACUCUCAGAGGGCUACCUGGGGAAUGACGAAAAAACCACAGAAUUGAACAAGUCCAAGUUUCUCCUCAACUGGUUUGUUGACCCGGCCGUAUGGGCUCAGCAGGACAACCAAGCGAGUGCCGCCGAGGCUUACAAGCCAUGGGGUUAUAAGGGGCCGCGAGAUCGCCUGUACAAGACCGGCGACCUUGGCCGACGCCGCGAAGAUGGAAGUGUAGAGUGUACGGGGAGAAUCGACGCCCAAGUCAAGAUCCGCGGCUUCCGAAUCGAGUUGGGGGAAAUCGAUACACACCUCUCACAGCACCCGUAUGUUCGCGAAAACGUCACUCUGGUCCGAAGAGACAAGGACGAGGAGCAUACGCUCGUCACAUAUUUCGUUCCCGAGACGAAGCGCUGGUUCGAACACGCUGAAAAGGAGGAUGGAGAACUGGAACCGGAUUCACAAGAUGAGUCGAUGGGUCAGAUGCUUCGGCGGUUCAGGUCACUUUCCGAAGACUGCAAGAAGUUUCUUGCUGCCAGAGUCCCUAAAUAUGCCGUUCCUAGCCUUUUUAUUCCUUUGGCUCGGAUGCCAUUGAAUCCCAAUGGAAAGAUAGACAGACCUGCGCUCCCAUUCCCUGACGCAGCGGACCUCGUCUUCCUCGCGAAGCGACGAGCCUCGUCCACUGUCGUCAACUUGACACAGACACAGACUCGCCUGGCUUCGAUAUGGGCCUCUGUGCUUCCAAACACCUCAGCACGAAUGCUUAGACCGCAAUCCAACUUCUUCGAAGAAGGAGGGCACUCUAUCCUUGCGCAGCAAAUGUUUUUCGCCGUUACCAAGGAAUGGAAGGACAUCAACCUGCCCAUAAGAGUGAUUUUCCAAUCCCAGACUCUCGAGGCUCUUGCCUCUGAGAUCGAUCGUGCCCAGGACCCCAUCGGCCUGCGUCUCGAUGCAAUGCCUCUUGAGGCAGACAAGAAUGUCGGGGACGAGGCGUACGCGACCGACGCAAGAGACCUCACAAGCCAAAUCCCAAAGUCCAUUUCCACGGCAGAAUCAAGCUGGGACUUUGCAGCCACCACACCCCGAGUGCUCCUGACCGGCGCCACCGGCUUUUUAGGUUCAUAUAUUGUGCGCGAGUUGCUCGAAGGCCCUACCAAGGCACAUGUUAUCGCUCACGUACGAGCAAAGGAUUCAGCGGAUGGUCUCGCUCGAUUAGAGAAGGUGAUGACAGCCUACGGUCUAUGGUCUCCAGCGUGGACAGCUUCGUCCAGGCUUGAAGUCGUGGUGGGAGACAUCAGCAAGCCGCAGCUAGGCCUUUCCCAGGACAUCUGGGAUCGCCUUUGCAACGAGGUUGAUGCCGUCAUCCACAAUGGCGCCCAGGUCAACUGGAUGCUGCCAUACUCGAGCCUUCGGUCAGCCAACGUGCUCAGCACACUGGCCUGCAUUCAGCUCUGUGUUACUGGAAAGGCCAAGAGACUCUCAUUCGUCAGCUCAACCUCGACACUGGACAACGACCAUUACGUCGAACUCACUAGCAAGUCCGGGGCUUUCGUGAUGGAGGCGGACGAUCUAGAGGGUAGUCGUAAGGGCCUUGCCACGGGCUAUGGGCAGUCCAAGUGGGCAAGCGAGCUCCUUGUUCGCGAGGCUGGGCGUCGAGGCCUGGCUGGUGCCGUUAUCCGUCCUGGCUAUAUCACGGCCGAUCCAAGAUCCGGCAUUUCAGUCACAGAUGACUUCCUAGUCCGGCUAUGGAAGGGAUCUUUGCAGGUAGGUGGGCGCCCAGAUAUUGCAAAUUCACUCAACGCCGUCCCUGUCACGCAGGUCAGUCGUAUUGUGGUUGCUUCCGCAUUCCACCUCUCUGCGGCAACCGGACAAUCCGUGGCCGUAGCACAGGUGACCGGCCACCCGCGUAUGACGCUUAAUGACUGGAUUGGUGCCCUUGAGGUGUUUGGGUAUGAGGUGCCGAAGAUCCCUUACCCCGAUUGGUCUGCAAAGGUCAAGGGGUAUGUCGGCGACGAUACCAAGGAGGAGCCUCAUGCUCUGCUCCCUCUCUUCCACUUCGUCGUGGGAGACUUGCCCGGGAACUCCAUUGCGCCAGAGCUAGACGACGCCAAUGCCAUGGCCGCCUUGAAGCUCUACGACGGGUCUGCUGUUGGAUCCUCUAGCACUUUGGAUGUACAGGCUCUGGGCACAUACUUGGCGUAUCUGGUUGCUAUUGGGUUCCUCCCUCCCCCUCCAGCCGGGAACAGCGGUACCCCAUUGCCAAAGCUGGACAUGGCUUCGUCUCAGGUUUUGGCUGCCAGUCAGUUUGGCGGCAGAUCUGCGAAGCCGUAA
Trichoderma virens Gv29-8 is the source of this 3540-nucleotide messenger RNA. RefSeq names its product aminoadipate reductase. The coding region runs from base 1 to 3540 and encodes 1179 amino acids. Lineage: Eukaryota; Fungi; Ascomycota; Sordariomycetes; Hypocreales; Hypocreaceae. Gene Ontology annotation, molecular function: L-aminoadipate-semialdehyde dehydrogenase [NAD(P)+] activity. Gene Ontology annotation, biological process: L-lysine biosynthetic process. The record is from RefSeq and is a predicted model, not a curated record. The transcript is spliced from 7 exons.